AUGGGAGAUGAUGGAUGGAAUACGUGCAAAGUUCUAGAGUCAUUCCUGGCGCUAUCGGCUGGAAUCCAUACGGCAACGAUAUUCAAAGAAGGGCUAGAGGAAGAUGCUGAUUUUUGUGAAGCACUGUUAACCUAUGGAGAUGAAAUCGCAAUGCAUAUGGACCUAAAAGAAAGCUACCCUCGAGUUCUGGGACCGUUAGUCUGGUAUCUAGCGCCGCAGACUCGUGCUUUACGAUCAACAAUCGCCAAAAUUCGGGACAAAUUGAUUCCUCUCAUUCAAGCACGUAUUGUUGACAAACGAGCAUCUUUGAAGGGGAUUGAGAACACAAUUCUGGAUAUCAUUAUUGACCAAUGCUUUCGAAAAGGCCACCUUAACCCCUCUCGUGUGCUUUCCACUGAUAAUCAGACCGCAAGACUGAUUGCAGAUGAGACGAUGUUCCUCCACCUCGAGGCUUUUUUCCCCAUUGCGAUGCUUGCAGCAGAUCAAAUCAUGCGGGUUAUGGCCCACCCCGAAUAUGCUGAGCCCCUAAGAGCUGAGCUAACUGCAGCAUUUGCAUUGACCGGUGGGGACUGGAGCUCCGAAAUUUGGAAGCAUACACCCAAAUUGGAAAGUUUCACCCGCGAAUGCUUGCGCUUAGAUACCCCUAAUCUCUUUACUGGAACUAGAAACGUCGGAAACCAACCAUUGAAUCUGGCUUCUAUAGGGUUAACACUCAAUCCUGGGGCACGUGUUUCACUGCCAAGUCGAGACCAUCAUCAUGAUCCUGAGAUAUACAAAGACCCGGAAAGCUUCGAUGGAUAUCGCUUCUAUGACAAAGUGUCGCGUACAACAGAUCCUCACGGUUCGACAACUAUUUCAGAUUCCUGGAUCAUAUUUGGUCUCGGGCGCUCAGUCUGCCCAGCCCGAGUAAUGGCGCUAAGGAUGGCUCAGAUCAUGUUUUCAAAAGUUCUAUUAGCUUAUGAUAUCAAACCUGAAGCCGGUGACAGAUGCGAGUACCCCUCACAAACACUUAUGGGUGUGGAUGCCGUUCCCAAUACAGAAUUCAAAAUGCGUGUCAGGCCGCGUGCUUUGAUGGCAACUGAUUAG
This is a messenger RNA of Penicillium macrosclerotiorum, 1086 nucleotides long. RefSeq names its product cytochrome P450. Bases 1 to 1086 code for a protein of 361 amino acids. The record is from RefSeq and is a predicted model, not a curated record. Gene Ontology annotation, molecular function: oxidoreductase activity, acting on paired donors, with incorporation or reduction of molecular oxygen; heme binding; iron ion binding. Lineage: Eukaryota; Fungi; Ascomycota; Eurotiomycetes; Eurotiales; Aspergillaceae. The transcript has 3 exons.